Choloepus didactylus (southern two-toed sloth) is the source of this 4877-nucleotide messenger RNA. RefSeq names its product coiled-coil domain containing 85C (gene CCDC85C). Gene Ontology annotation, cellular component: apical junction complex. NCBI's taxonomy places the organism in Eukaryota, Metazoa, Chordata, Mammalia, Pilosa, Megalonychidae. The record is from RefSeq and is a predicted model, not a curated record. The annotation marks the transcript as partial. The transcript has 6 exons.
UGCAGCCCGCGGAUUGGCCCAGGCCGCGUCCUGCCGACGCAGGAACUUGAGCCGCCGGGGGUGGGGGGUAAGCGGGGUGGAUGGGCGCGCCCAUCUCGACGGCGUCCCCCACGCGCGCCCCGCCCCUCCCACACACCCCCGGAGCGGCCCAAUCGGGCGCGCGCGGGGGCGGGACCGCGGUGCCAACGCGCCUCUGGCAGGGCGCGGGCCGGGCGGACGCACGGCGCAGGGGGUCGCGGGGGCCGGCCCGCGCCUCUGCCCGCCCCUCGCUGCCCCCUCCCGCCCCGGAGGCGGGGCCUGGCCGCGGCGCCCCGCCCUCUCCCCGCCCGCGGGUUGGGCGGGGCGGCUGGGACCCGGGAGCGGGGCCGGGGGCGGGCCUGCGUCUGCUUCGCCCGAGCCCUGAGAGCGCCCGCACCGUGGCCGCCGACGCUGCCGCGGCCCCGGCUCCUCCAGCCUCCCCAACCCCUGGCCGCGCGGGCUUCCGGCGGCUCCCCCGGCGGGCGCGGCGUGAGGGCGCGCGAGGCAACGCGGGGUCGGCUGCACGCGCCCCCCCGCCCGCGCGCGGACCGGCCCAGCGCAGUCCCGGCGCGGGGAGCGCGGGCCGGGCGAGGCCGGCGGGACGGCGCGGGCGAUGCCGCUGUGACGGCCCCGCCAUGGGCGAAGCCCCCGGCGGCUGCGGCGGCGGCGGCGGCGUCGGAGGAGCUGAGCCAGGUGCCCGACGAGGAGCUGCUGCGCUGGAGCAAGGAGGAGCUGGCGCGGCGGCUGCGGCGCGCCGAGGGCGAGAAGGUGGGCCUCAUGCUGGAGCACGGCGGCCUGAUGCGCGACGUGAACCGGCGGCUGCAGCAGCACCUGCUGGAGAUCCGCGGCCUCAAGGACGUGAACCAGCGGCUGCAGGACGACAACCAGGAGCUGCGCGAGCUCUGCUGCUUCCUCGACGACGACCGGCAGAAGGGGCGCAAGCUGGCGCGCGAGUGGCAGCGUUUCGGGCGCCACGCGGCCGGCGCCGUGUGGCACGAGGUGGCCCGCUCGCAGCAGAAGCUGCGCGAGCUCGAGGCGCGCCAGGAGGCCCUGCUGCGGGAGAACCUGGAGCUCAAGGAGCUGGUGCUGCUGCUGGACGAGGAGCGCGCGGCGCUGGCGGCGGCGGGGAGCGCGGGCGGCGGGGGCAGCGGCGGCGCCGGCUCCCGCAGCUCCAUCGACAGCCAGGCCAGCCUGAGCGGGCCGUUGACGGGCGGCGCGGCGGGCGCGGGGGCCCGCGAUGUGGGCGACGGCAGCAGCACGUCCAGCGCGGGCAGCGGCGGCAGCCCCGACCACCACCACCACGGCCCGCCCCCGCUGCUGCCCCCGGGGCCGCCCAAGGCCCCCGACAACCAGGCCGGAGCCACGCACCGGUCCCUGGACGACCUGUCGGCGCCGCCGCACCACCGCAGCAUCCCCAACGGCUUGCACGAUUCCUCGUCCACCUACAUCAGGCAGCUGGAGAUGAAGGUGAGGCUGCUGGAGGGUGACAACAAGCUCUUCGCACAGCAGGCAGGCCCUGGAGAGUUCCGGACGCUGCGGAAGGGCUUCUCACCCUACCACUCGGAGUCCCAGCUCGCGUCCCUGCCGCCCUCCUACCAGGACACCCUGCAGAAUGGCCCGGCCUGCACCGAGCUGUCCUCGCCCCCCCCCACCAGCUACGGCCCCACAGGACAGAAGCCCGAGGCCGUCGUGCACGCCAUGAAGGUGCUGGAGGUGCACGAGAACCUGGACCGGCAGCUCCAGGACAGCUGCGAGGAGGACCUGAGCGAGAAGGAGAAGGCCAUCGUCCGCGAGAUGUGUAACGUGGUCUGGAGGAAACUGGGAGACGCCGCCAGCUCCAAGCCCUCCAUCCGGCAGCACCUGUCCGGGAACCAGUUCAAGGGGCCCUUGUAGGGCCGUUCCUCCUCUGCGGGCACAGACUGGCCCGGCUGUCCCGAGGGCAUGUGCACAGGCCCCAGGCCUGGCCAGGGCCUCCGGCCGGACUGCCAUUUCCUCUCUCUGUGGUGAACUGUACAUAGGACACUGCCCACCGCUGAGGCUGGGCUCCGGGGACCACCACCCCGACGGCCAGGCCUCCACCCCCGCCUCUGGCACCAGCAACCGGGAAGAGGAGGAGCCAGCGGCUGGAGGGCAGCACCGGCGAGCUCGCUUUCUCCCGCUCACGGGGGGCUGAAGCUGCUUCAGGGACGCCAGGCCUGGGACCCUCAGUGAUGGGCAUCUCGUCAAGACCCCACCUCUGGUCCUGAUGCGGGGGCGCCACUUCUCACCCUCCUGCCUGUGGCGGUGCCCAUUUCCCUGGGCACUGGGCCCACCGGGUUGUGGAUGGGGACAUCCGGCCGUGCCAUGGUGGGCUGGCGGCUGCCCCAAGGCCCUUCCUCUGACCCUCAUCGCUAGGAGCCCAGUGUCCCUCUCCCCCAGGGGCAAUGCCCAGCAGCCCUGACGCCAGCUGCUGCUUGUUUUUAGGGUCCAGGCCCUGGCACCACACACACCCUCACUCUGUGACGUUGCCCCCCCCCCAUGCCCACGCCAGGCCGUGCCUGUCUUCUUGGGUCUGUGCUGCCCAGCCCGCGAUGCCUCUCUCUGGGGUUUUUGUGACUGGCGGAAAUGUAGGAAGGCCCUGUGGAGAGUCUGUGCCAAGCUCUCCGGAUGGGCAGUGCUAGGCCCCACCAGGGCUCUCUCAGCCGUGGGCUUCUCCGGGGCCUGACUGCUCCCUGAGUCACUGUGCACAGAGCUGCAGGGGUCUCAGGUGACGAGUUCUGCCCUGCUUUGGAGGCAUGAGCCUGACCUGGUUCUGGCUCCAGUUUGCUGUGUGACCUUCAGCAAGUCACUUAGCCUCUCUGGGCUUCCUGUGGAAAAGGUCUCAGAGGUUCCUAUCCGUGCAGCUCACCGCUCCAGCUUCAGCGGCCUGUGUCCUAAGUGGGAUGCGUUUCCCGGACAGGAGGGCAAGCUGGUGCCGCUGAGGCCCCCGCUACGCUCUGGCUGCCCUGCUGUCUCCAGGCGGGGGACAGUCGCCUCCCCUCUGAGCCUCAGUGUCCUCAGCUCUGGGGCAGCAUAAAUCCCUCGUUGCAGGGCUCUGGGCGCCAAGGUAGUGACCAUGUAGAAAACUAAAGUGCCGUGAGUUUUUCCUAUUUGUGUGUGAGGAAGCUGAGGCCCAGAGGGAUAAGUUGAUUUGGUGGCACGUUACGAAUAGAACCUGGCCCUGUGGUGCCCAGCCAGGCCGUUUCCCUGCCAUGGUCUGCACUGUUCUGACAGCCUGGGGCCUUCAGCCUUGUUCUCAUGCCAUCAGCUUCCUGGCUCUUCCAGUGGUGCUCAGUUCCAGGCAAAGGAAGCCCUUGAAAAGCCCAAAGUCGGGCUCGGACCCCAGGAGGUCUUGUUCGGGUGGGGCCCGGGCUGGGGGAGAGGAGACGGCUUCCUGCUGCACUUGCCAGCCGCAUCGGGUUGUGGGUUCCAGGGAGAGGCUCCCAGCCUCCCACCCUCUUUCUCUUUCUGAGUUUGCUGUCUGGUCACCAGGGGUGUGCCCUUGAGGCUGGGUCUGGAACUUGGAGGGUCCUGCCUGGGUGGGCAGCUGGGCUGGGGAGCAGAGGCCCUUCUGGCUCUCAGAAGCCAAAGAACCACAGAGCAGCCCAAGGGGGUGUGGGUCCACUCUGGGUGGGGGCCAGGUCCGGGAGCCACUUUGUGUCAUGUUUGGGACAGGUUGGCUUGGCCACCCCUGAAAAUAAGCAAUAAGUAAGGGCUCCUGGUACCUGCAGACUGGCCCAAGAAGAAACAGGCUUCUGAGGGGCCUCCCGGGCCUGGGGGACAUGACUUUGUCCCCAAGGCUGGCCAGGGCUCAGGCAGAGCCUGCCCUGAGAUGGGGUGGCUCGUGGGGGUGGGGCCGCGGACCCUCCUUUGCUCCCCGCAGGUGCUGCCUUCAAGAAAGCCAGCAGUGGCUCCCUAAUUUCUCCUGCACCCCCUGGGACACUAGGCGGUAGCAGCCAGCCAAGAGCUGGGGUGGGAGUUCAGGCACGGCCUCACCAUGGGGUGGGGGCGGUGCUGGGAGGCCGACGCUCAGGGGCCAGUCCUGGCUCUGCCACUACCAGGGAGAGGGCGCAGGGUGACGCUGGGUGGCGCCCGCCUUCUCUGAGCCUCAGCUCUGACAGCGCAGGGUGGGGGUGCUGAACUAGGUGUCCUUUCAUAAAGGUCCCUCUCCGUUCCCAAGCCUCUGGUUCCAGAGCCUGGAGCCCUGUGCUCGUCAUCCUUUGGCCUCAGUUCCCACUGUGACGGGUGUCACCCCCCAGCCCCACCCCAGGUGGCCGUGUCCAUCCUGGAAGCGGAAUCUGCUGAGCAUAUAUUUUAGGGUGGCACAUUUUUAUCCAAAAGUUCUUAGCUAUAUGUGUUUAAAGAGAAAAAAGUGACCUUUCAUUUUUUUUUCUUGAAACUUGAGGGGAAACAAAACAUACUACUGAUUUUUUUUUUUUUUUUUUUUUAAAGAAGCAAACUAAAUGCAUGGCUGCAGAGCGGUAGAGGUGUAUAUUUUUCAUAACGUGGGAGAAGUAUUUGUGCUGCUUUCUGGGAAUGGCCGCCAGGCUGGCUGCCGUCCCGGGCCCUGGCGGCUGCGCUCUGUUUUCUGGAGAAUGUGACCCUAGAGCCGGGGCCAAGCCUGCCCACUGCCCGGCUCUGCAGGGGCCUGGAGGCCCCUUAGCCUCUUCUGCCCAUUUCUACCUUCCUUCCAACCACUUUGAUUUGGGGAGAGAAAAAGAAAUAGAACUUUUUGAUAGUGUGGUAAAAACAUUGAUUUGAACUAUUUUAGUAAAAGGAGUAAAAAGAUUGUGAUAGUGUAUACUUUGCGCUAGAUAAAUAAAGGCCUCUUUGGACGCCUC